Tetranychus urticae (two-spotted spider mite) is the source of this 1051-nucleotide messenger RNA. NCBI's taxonomy places the organism in Eukaryota, Metazoa, Arthropoda, Arachnida, Trombidiformes, Tetranychidae. The record is from RefSeq and is a predicted model, not a curated record.
UACAGAGAGGAUAAACCGUUUUCAACAGAAAAUGAUUCAUUUUUCGAGACAAAAAAAUCUUUAUUUUAAAUAAAAAUCAAGUUGCUUUGAUGUGUAUUUCAGAAGAAGAGGAACAAUGAAUUACAGCAAUGAAUAUUUCGGUUUGGUUUGAAAAGAGCGCUUUGGCUCAGGUCGACACUUGUUUGCCAAAUAAUCUGGUAGUUUUUCAAGUCCAAAAGUUUUUUCAAUAAUUGUCAGGUUUACUUUGAGCUAAAGACAUUUUCUUCUUUCGUCUUUUUCAUGGUGCUCAGUACAAAACCAUAUUUAUACUAAUAUUUAUUGAAAUGUCAGAACAGGAAAACAAUUCUGAUAAAACUACUUUCAAAGUGAAGCAUUUGGAUGAAUAUCAUGACAUAGUCAUUGAUUGGAAUGAUAAAAGAUAUGAGUACAAAUACCAACAAUUAUUUGAUCAGCUGGAAUCAAUAACUGGAGUGCCAAAUAGAUAUACAAAAUCUCUUAGCCUGGUGCGACCUUACCCUACUACACUACCCGAUAGUUUUUGCUGUGUCAACCAGAUAGGGAUCCAAGGUAGGCGAGAUAUCAGUGAAGCACACAUUCGUGAUGGCGAAUGUUUUCGUCUCACAUUUUGUUUAAGAUUUGAAUGGGAAAAAUACAAACGUAUUGUGAUGGAUUUCAAGCUAGUAGCUGAAGACAGUAUUCCUGAAGGAGUCUGCACUUAUGAUUUCUGUCAACACCAGUACAAUGAAGCUUACUUCAAAAGACUAAAAGAUAUUGUUAAUAACGAUGAAUUGAAUGAAAAAGUUACGCCGCUGGUCUUACCAUUGAGAAGAUAUUUUUGUCACGGAGCGGACUUCAUUUUCAGAAAGUUCAACAUUAAACAAUAUUUUGGAGUGCGAUGUGAUGAGCAGGAAAGGAUACUAGCUACAGUACAUCAUAUAAGGUUUGGCCCACGACCACUUUACCUAAGAUCUGCAGGUUAAAUAUCUGUAUUUAAAGAAUGAACGAAUUAACUUUAUGUGAUUUUCACAAUAAACUUUUCCAUUUGAAUUCC